This is a messenger RNA of Acyrthosiphon pisum (pea aphid), 1994 nucleotides long. RefSeq lists its product as uncharacterized. Gene Ontology annotation, molecular function: transmembrane transporter activity. Lineage: Eukaryota; Metazoa; Arthropoda; Insecta; Hemiptera; Aphididae. The transcript has 8 exons. Gene Ontology annotation, biological process: transmembrane transport. The coding region runs from base 306 to 1802 and encodes 498 amino acids. Gene Ontology annotation, cellular component: membrane. The record is from RefSeq and is a predicted model, not a curated record.
GUUAUUGUUUCACAAAUGUAGUUAGUAUGCUCGGAUACGUGAUAGCCUACGUGUAUUAGUUUAAAUUUUACCAUAUUCUCAAGUAUUCGUUUAACUUGAUAAUUUUAUUUUGAUUAUAACUGAAAUAAAAACCAAAUAACGUAAAAGCAAUAAUUAUGAUUACAACUCAACUUUUCCAAUACUCGCAUGUAUAAUAUUAUGUUUAUUAAAUCAGGUUUUCAGGGUGGUCAAACGUGGGAGCCGUGACAGCAGACGACCGACAUAGGAAAACGAACGGUGAACAACCUGCAGCAGCGCGCGCAGACAUGCCCAAGGAGUCAUGUGACCGGAAAGGUGACACACCGCUAGACAUACAGGAGACCGGCUGGUCGCGAACCAAGCGAGCGCUAAGCGCAAUCCACGUGGAACCUCUGUUGUGCUGUUACAUCGUGUCCCGGACGCUCUUGCUGCUGGCCACGCAGAACCUGAGCCUGCAGAAGGCGUGCUCGGUAAACCUCCAGCUUGACGACGACACGUGCGCCGCGCUGCUGGCCAAAUCCAAGACAAACGCCAGCGAGCCGCUGCACCGGUAUGAGGUGGCCACCCAGCAGCUGGUGGCCAACAUGCUCUCGUGGCAGCUGAUCGUCCAGAGCACCGUGCCGUGUGCGCUGGCCGUGUUCGUCGGGUCCUGGAGCGACCGACGCCGAAAGCGAGUGCCGUGCAUGCUCAUACCCGUUGCUAGCGAACUGGCCCGCGUCAUUGGCCUUGUGGCCUGCGUCUACUGGUUCGACGAGCUCCGCAUGGAAGUGGUCGGCGUUGUCGAGGCGUUGCCCACGUCACUGGCCGGUGGCCGGAUGGUUCUGUUCAACGCGAUGUUCAGCUACGUCUCCGACGUCACCGGUGAGGAGAAGAAAACUCUACGAAUCGGUAUAGUCAACAUACUAUCCUCAGUAGGCAUGGCCAUCGGUACAGCGUUGUCUGGUAUUACAUUUCAGAAGCUGGGUUUCUAUGGUGUGUACGGUGUAUCUUCGGUCCUAUGUUUAAUAGGUCUUCUGUAUGGUCUAGUAUUUAUAAAAGAAGUGUCACCAAAUAAACCGGAAAAUUCAAUACCACAGACACGAAAUAAUGGUCUGUUUAAUGGAUUUUUUAACGCAAAACACAUUCAAGAAGCAUUUAAAGUCACGUUCAAGGACGGACCACAAAAUCGAAAACUCAAAAUAAUCAUGUUAAUGUGUAUUGCGUUUUUAAUCAUGGGACCUUUAAACGGUGAUCUUUCCGUAUCGUAUUUGAAUACACGUGCCCGAUUCAAAUGGAACGAAGUUGAUUUUAGUGUGUUUUCUACUUUCUCUAUGAUCACUUGUGUAGUAGGUUCAGCAAUUUGCAUCAGCUUAUUUAGCCGUGUGCUUAAAAUCGAAGAUAGCUUAAUUGGAGUGGUGGCAUGUGCAGGAAAAAUUGUUGCCGGAAUAUGUUACGCUUUAGCGACGGAAGAUUGGGUAUACUAUUUAGGACCGUUGGUAGACAUUAUGGGAGGCACAAUUUUCAUAACAUCGAGAUCAAUUAUGGCAAAAAUAGUCAAACCCGAUGAAUUAGGACAAGUUAUGGCCAUUUACAGCAUCGUCGAUUCGCUUGUCCCGGCCGUGUUCGGCCCGCUAUAUACUGUGAUCUACAAAAAUACAGUGGAUACGUUACCCGGAGCGUACAGUUUAAUAGGAUCAACUUUAGCCAUACCGGCGACUAUGAUAUACUUCUGGAUGUACAAAGAUAGCAAACUAUCUCAGAAAAUCGAUGAUAAAUCUGUUGAAAUUGAGAAUACCAAACUUUGAAGCUUGAUGUAAUGAAAACCACAAGGAAAUUGUCAGUUGGAUUAAUCAUCACUAAAAGUUAAACAUGAUGAAAAUCAUAAACGUGGAAGCAUCGAGGAAAGAUAUAUCUUACUUGUUUUUAUUAAAAAUAAAAUAAUAACAUGUUGUAUAGUUAUAAAGAUAAAUAAUAAAGUUUCGUACUUGAUAGCCAAA